Aedes albopictus (Asian tiger mosquito) is the source of this 1298-nucleotide messenger RNA. RefSeq names its product mannose-P-dolichol utilization defect 1 protein homolog. Gene Ontology annotation, biological process: oligosaccharide biosynthetic process. The coding region runs from base 185 to 958 and encodes 257 amino acids. The transcript is spliced from 3 exons. The record is from RefSeq and is a predicted model, not a curated record. Lineage: Eukaryota; Metazoa; Arthropoda; Insecta; Diptera; Culicidae.
GACACGUCUGGUCUGCCUGACACGUCUUCUGUCGUCCGUCGCUCAGCUCAUCAACAUCUUUUCUGCUCUUGCCGGUUCCGUCGACAGCAGCAGGGCAGCAGGAUAAUUACGGAAAAAUAACUUCUUAUUGACCUCCCCGGAUUUGUGUUAUCCUUCAGUGUCCGUCAACAAGAAACAUACAGCCAUGAACGAUUACGCCAAGCAAUUUAUGCUGCUGCUGAUGAGCGAAAAAUGUUACGACAAUUACUUCGUAGAUUUGGAUUUCCUCGAUGUGGAUUGCUUCAAAGCGCUCCUCAGCAAAGGCCUGGGAAUGGGCAUCAUUGCCGGAUCGGUGUUGGUGAAAGUCCCUCAGAUCGCCAAAAUCCUAAGAAACAAGUCGGCUAAGGGCAUCAACCUGUUCAGCGUCUGUCUGGAUCUGUUUGCGAUCACGAUCCACAUGGCGUACAGCUUCGUCAGUGGAUUCCCGUUCAGUGCCUGGGGAGAUACGUCGUUCCUGGCCCUGCAAACGGCGAUGAUUGCUUAUUUGGUUCUACACUUUGGAGGAGCACCUGUCAAGGCAGUUGCAUUCGGCGCUGUCUAUUCCGCGGUUACAUAUGUGCUGAUGGGAGGCCUCACGCCGCUGAACUAUCUGUUGAUUGCCCAAGGAUUUAACGUGCCAAUUCUACUGCUGGGAAAACUGUCGCAGGCAUACACCAAUUACAAGAACGGAAGCACCGGUCAGUUGUCCGCUGUGACGUGCUUUAUGCUGCUGGCUGGAUCAUUGGCACGAAUCUUCACGUCGAUUCAGGAAACCGGCGACCAGAUGAUGAUCAUCACCUAUGGUUGUUCGUCGUUUGCCAAUGCCGUUAUUGUGUUGCAGCUGCUGUACUACUGGAACGCAGGCAAGAAAUCGUCAUCCGGAAAGUCGUCGCCGAAGAAGGCCUCCAAGGCCAAGGCCAAGGCGAAGAAAAGCGACUAAAUAACAUUCUCAGAUGCGGACAACGCGCAGACAUCACACUCAAAAGACAGCAAAAAUUCCGUUUUAGUAGAAGUACAAAAUCGUAAAUGCUCCAACUAUGUAGGUAUUUGAGGGUCCUGGGAGUUCAAUUAACUGUUGUGAGAUGACUCGAUUGUUUCUUCUUUUUGGUUCCACAUUUAGGUGUUGGUAACUGCAUUUGCUUUUAGUCAGGCCACAGUGAAUUUUACUACUUCAUAAGUGAUGUUGUAGGAUUUAGGCAGUAAGCGUGACUAAACUAAGACUAGAGCGUAUGUUUUAUGCUUAGUUAAUUAAAUCGUAGUUCAUUAAAUGAAAACAGUGA